AUGCCAUUCCUUGAAGAGAAACAUGUGCAACUUUUGAGAUCUAGCGGCCUUGUUGGAAAAGUGCGGCUUUCCACUGAUAUGUCUCAAGAUGACUAUAAUUAUGGCCGCAGUGUCAUCACAUCCAAGGAUCUACUUGUGGAUAGCACUGAUUCUGGUAGACUAGAAGAAUCACGAGUACAGUUGGAUGAGCUUCUGGUGGAGGAUAAACUCACUGGAGUACCCCUACUAGUGUUUGCAAAUAAACAAGACCUAGGGAUGGCUUUAAAAGCUGAUGAUAUCAGCAACGAUAUGAAGCUAACUGAGCUGACUGACAGACAAUGGCAGAUACAACCAUGCUCGGCCAAAACUGAAGAAGGGAUUGCGGUACACAACAAUCCACUUACCAGUCGCUUAGGCUGGAAGGACAAGCCACCAUGUUGGAGUUUCUCCACAGAGUUGAAUUUCAACCACGAGGUUUAGUCGCAAUCAAUCGCACGUGCAGAAAUAGUGAGCCCCACCCCCCUUCUUCUGUUUUGAGACAUCAGGUUUCAGGCUGGAAACAGAGUU
Halichondria panicea is the source of this 546-nucleotide messenger RNA. RefSeq lists its product as uncharacterized. Gene Ontology annotation, cellular component: microtubule cytoskeleton; cytoplasm. The transcript has 4 exons. The record is from RefSeq and is a predicted model, not a curated record. Gene Ontology annotation, molecular function: GTP binding; GTPase activity. NCBI's taxonomy places the organism in Eukaryota, Metazoa, Porifera, Demospongiae, Suberitida, Halichondriidae. The coding region runs from base 1 to 459 and encodes 152 amino acids. Gene Ontology annotation, biological process: cilium assembly.